ACCCCCCACCCCACCCAGGACGCGCCAGGCUGUGAGUGAGCGCUCGAGAGUAUUUCCACCGCACGAGAGAGUGAAAUACAACAGUCAAACCGCAGAAAGAGGGAGAGAGAGACACACACACACACAUCGGCACAACCGGAGCAGCUUUUCAAUGAAUUACACAGCAGCAACAUGCGCUUCACAGCCACGCCUGCCCUGAACACCACAGCAAACUAGGAUACAAGGUCCCCUGGCGGGCUGGUUCCUCUCCGUGUUCAAUCACCUCCUUUAUUUCUUCUCCUCCGCUGAACUCCAGAAGCCUUUUGAGGGGUGAGAUCAUGGCACCGUUUUCCUCUCGACGCUCUUCUAUCCUCGUUCUGAGUCUCGUCCUCGUCCUUUCUCUGCCCCCAUCCUGUUCUCCCGAAUCCCAGCGUGAAGAACCGUCUCUCCCGCCCUCCAUCGCUCCUUCAGCGAUUCCCUCAGAGCUCUCCUAUAACGUGACCGAUGACAUCGAUGGACCCGCUCCUAAAAAAAAGUGCAGCGACCCUGUCGAGUGCAGGCCUGGGAUCGUCCUGCCCGUAUGGAUGCCUGUCAAUCCCAGUCUCGGAGAGCAGAUCGUGCGGGCCGUCAUCUAUUUCGCCACACUCAUGUACAUGUUUCUGGGAGUGUCCAUCAUCGCUGACAGAUUCAUGGCAUCCAUCGAGGUCAUCACGUCACAGGAGAAAGAAGUGACCAUCACUAUGCCCAGCGGAGAAACGUCGGUGGCCACUGUGAGAAUCUGGAACGAGACCGUGUCCAAUUUGACCCUGAUGGCACUUGGAUCCUCCGCCCCUGAAAUUCUCCUGUCAGUCAUUGAGGUGUGUGGUCAUGGUUUUAAGUCCGGUGAGCUGGGUCCAGGCACCAUUGUGGGCAGCGCUGCCUUUAAUAUGUUUGUGAUCAUUGGAAUCUGUGUGUGGGUGAUUCCUGAAGGCGAGGUGAGGAAGAUUAAACAUCUGAGAGUCUUCUUCAUCACCGCGUUCUGGAGUAUCUUCGCUUACAUCUGGCUCUACCUGAUCCUGGCUGUCAUCUCACCUGGAGUCGUGGAGAUAUGGGAAGCUCUUGUCACUCUCUGCUAUUUCCCCGUUUGUGUGAUUCUGGCGUGGAUCGCUGACCGGCGCCUCCUUUUCUACAAGUACAUGUCCAAACGCUACCGUGCCGACAAGAGAACAGGUGUUGUUGUUGAGACAGAGGGGGAAUUGACCCCCAAAGGUAUGGAGAUGAUGAUGGACGGCAAGUUUCCACUGAGGGGUGGAGCCAUAGGGAUCGGCACACAGGAACAUUACCAGGAUGGGACCGGCAACACAACAGGCACCAUGGCAACUCUACCCAACUCAAACAGCACUACCGUUUACAUGGAAGGUGCCAAGGAGCUGGACGAGAGCCGUAAAGAAGUGAUCCGUAUCCUGAAGGACCUGAAGCAGAAAUAUCCAGAUAAGGAGCUGGAUCAGCUGGUAGACUUGGCCAACUACUACGCCCUCCUUCAUCAGCAGAAAAGCCGUGCCUUUUAUCGUGUCCAGGCCACACGCAUGAUGAUCGGGGCCGGUAAUGUGCUGAAGAAACACACGGCGGAUCACUCUCGACGCACUGUUGUGGUGGGCGGCAACGAGCCUUUGGAGGAGACCGAUCUGGCCGUCUGUAGCCACAUCUCCUUCGAGACCGCGUCUGUCCAGUGCAUGGAGAACUGCGGCACCGUCAUGAUACCUGUGGUGUGUCGAGGAGGCCUGGGGGAGAGCACUUUCUACAUCGACUACUGUACAGAAGAUGGCACAGCCAACGCUGGAUCAGAUUAUAAGUACUGCGAAGGGACGCUGGUGUUCAAACCUGGAGAAACCAGGAAAGACAUUAAGGUGGGAAUCAUCGACGAUGACAUCUUUGAGGAAGACGAACAUUUCUUUGUGCGUUUGCUGAAUCUGCGUAUCGGUGAUGCGGAGGGUAUGUUUGAGAGUGACGACACGGAUCAGGGUCCCAAGGCCCGGCUGGUGGAGCCGCUGAUGGCUACGGUCACCAUCCUGGACGACGACCACGCGGGGAUCUUCACUUUUACAGACCACCUGGUGCGAGUGAGCGAGAGCGUGGGCACCAUGGAGGUGACGGUGGUCCGGAACUCUGGCGCCCGCGGAACCGUGAUCAUUCCGUACCACACGGAGCCCGGAACGGCCCAUGGGGGAGGGGUCGACUACGAGGACACACACGGAGAGCUGGAAUUCGCCAACGACCAGACAACUCAGACCUUUCAGGUGAGGAUCAUUGAUGAUGAAGAGUACGAGAAACGUGAGAAUUUCUUCAUCGUUCUUGAGGAACCUCGCUGGCUGAAGAGGGGCAUCUCAGCCCUGCUGCUGAACCAAGAGGAUCCGGAGGCACAGUUGAGCACGGAGGAGGAGGAGGCCAGGAAGAUAGCGGAGAUGGGCAAACCUGUUCUGGGGGAGCACAGCCGGCUGGAGGUGGUGAUCGAGGAGUCCUAUGAAUUUAAGAGCACCGUUGAUAAACUGAUCAAGAAGACUAACCUGGCGCUGGUCAUCGGCACUCAUUCCUGGCGAGAGCAGUUUGUGGAUGCAGUGACCGUCAGUGCAGGUGAUGGAGACGAUGACGAAGACGAGGGUCGAGAGGAGCGUCUCCCGUCCUGCUGCGAUUACGUCAUGCACUUCCUGACAGUGUUCUGGAAGGUUCUGUUCGCGUUCGUUCCGCCCACGGAGUACUGGAACGGAUGGGCCUGUUUCGUGGUGUCCAUCAUUGUAAUUGGCCUCCUCACUGCGGUCAUCGGAGACCUGGCGUCUCACUUCGGCUGCACUGUCGGCCUUCGCGACACUGUCACCGCAGUCGUGUUUGUGGCUCUGGGCACUUCUAUCCCAGACACUUUCGCCAGUAAAGUCGCCGCUACUCAGGAUCAGUACGCAGACGCCUCCAUCGGAAACGUCACCGGCAGCAAUGCCGUCAACGUGUUCCUGGGUAUCGGCGUGGCCUGGUCUGUGGCGGCCGUGUACUGGGCCAUCAAGGGCAAGAGGUUUCUCGUGGACCCCGGAUCAUUGGCCUUUUCCGUCACACUCUUCACUAUUUUUGCCUUCGUCUGCAUGGGUGUACUACUGUUCCGGCGCCGACCGUCAAUCGGGGGAGAGCUGGGCGGCCCUCGUGUCUCGCGUAUCCUCACUACACUCCUCUUUCUGGGUCUGUGGUUCCUCUAUAUCCUCUUCUCCAGCCUUGAGGCCUAUUGCCACAUCGAGGGCUUCUGAACGGCCCUGCAGAGAGAGAGAGAGGGGGGGAGGGGGGAGGUUUUGAGGCUCGGAGCCAAGAAGCUACACACAUCAACACAAAUUUGCACACACACUUACAAAACACGUAUUUGGUGAGUCGUUGAAUACAAGGAUCGUUCAACUUAGAUGUAUCCAAGAACCCUGGUAGAGAAUUUGAGGCGGAAGAAGUUCAGAGAAAAACAACAAGAGAUGGACGAUGUUUGAGAGAGAUGGAAGAAGAGGAGUUUAUGAAUGCAAAGCAUGUAGCAAAAUGGAAAGAAAGAAGAGUGGAGGCAAAAAAAAGAGUGUAAAGCACUAAAACAAAAGAGGGAGCGAUGAUGUAAAAUAGUCUUUUCGUCUCUCGAGCUCAUGGGCAGGACUGACGACUUUUGUUUAGCACUGCAGACAUUUGUGACAUAACAGGCUUUUUACGGUUCAAGGGCACAAUACAUCAGAGGAAAGAGAAAAGGAAACG
Molecule: messenger RNA, 3720 nt
Organism: Rhinichthys klamathensis goyatoka
Lineage: Eukaryota; Metazoa; Chordata; Actinopteri; Cypriniformes; Leuciscidae
Gene: slc8a2b
Product: solute carrier family 8 member 2b
Exons: 13
Coding region: 318-3245 (975 amino acids)
Biological process (GO): sodium ion transmembrane transport; calcium ion import across plasma membrane; cell communication
Cellular component (GO): sarcolemma; axon; postsynapse
Molecular function (GO): calcium:sodium antiporter activity
Source: RefSeq, a predicted model, not a curated record